GUUUCGCGAAGGGGCCCCCUCCUGCGCCGAAGCUUCCGCCCGGCUUUUUCCGGAAAGAGCGCGAGAGAGCCUCUUCCUUCCCGUCAGCUAAGCGACGGCUUCUCCUCGGUUCCCUCUUCGCUCGCUACCGCCGGCUCCUUCCUCAUCGCUUCUCGGCCAUGGCUCUGCUGUGCUACAACCGGGGCUGCGGGCAGCGCUUCGACCCCGAGGCCAACGUGGGCGAGUCCUGUACCUAUCACCCAGGAGUACCAGUCUUUCAUGAUGCUCUUAAAGGCUGGUCAUGCUGUAAAAGAAGGACCACAGACUUUUCUGACUUCUUAAGCAUUGCAGGCUGUACAAAGGGCUUACAUAAUAGUGAGAAGCCCCCUGAACCUGUCAAACCUGAAGUUAAAACUACCUCUGAGCGAAAGGAGUUAGCUGACCUGAAACCUAAAUUUCAAGAACACAUAAUUCAGGCACCAAAGCCUGUGGAAGCAAUACAGAGGCCUAGCCCAGAUGAGCCGAUGAGUUGCUUGCAGCUGAAAGUAUCUGCUUCCUUGAAGCAAGCAUUAGAGAAGCUAAAGCUGUCGUCGGGCAACGAAAUAAAAAAAGAGGAUGAUAGUGAUGAGAUAAAGAUUGGGACUCCAUGUAAAAAUUCAGGCUGUAAAAAGACAUUUGAAGGACCACACAGCAUGGAAGAAACAUGUACAUACCACGCAGGUGUCCCUAUAUUCCAUGAAGGGAUGAAAUACUGGAGUUGCUGCAAGAGGAAAACAUCAGACUUCAAUACUUUCUUGUCUCAAGAGGGUUGUGCGGCAGGAAUACAUGCAUGGAUUAAGAAGGAUGCUGAGAAAAAAGUGGUUCCAUGCAGGCACGAUUGGCAUCAAACUGGAGGUGAAGUGACAAUUUCUAUUUAUGCCAAGAAUUCCAUUCCUGAGCUUAGUCACGUAGAAGCAAAUAGCACGGUGUUAAAUAUCCAUAUCGUCUUUGAAGGUGAUAAGGAAUUUAAUCAGAAUCUGAAUCUAUGGGGUGUGAUUGAUGUGAAAAGGAGCUACGUAAAUAUGACGGCUACAAAGAUUGAGCUCACGAUGAGGAAAGCUGAGCCCAUGUUAUGGGCAGGCUUGGAACUCCCAGUAUCCAAAGUAAAACCAAAAGAGCAGCAAGAAAUUGCGGCGCAAGCUUGAAAUCCGAGAAGAGGCCAGUUUUUGCCCCUGGUGAAGUGGCGACUUUGCUGUUUUAAUGUAACUUAAUUUUACGCAUAACCACAAAAAAGUUGCAUUCCAGAUUGGGUGUAGUUCUAGGCUUUUCAGUAGCACAAUGGUUGUUUUGCUUGUUGUACUGGAUCUUCCCCAGACAGUUUAGGCUGGUGCUCAUGGAAGUGUUGUGGGUGUGAGCAGCAGCAGUUGGAACCAACAGCCACAGACACCUGUAGAAGAUGCCCUUUGCCACCUUCUCAGCACAGCUGUUGCUCAUUGGUUCUCUCCCCCUGGCAAGUCCCGGUUUUUAACACCAGAAAAAGGGCUGAGGAAAUUCUUUGUUUAUUCCUCCCUAUUGCAGGGCAGAGUUAUGCAACCUUUUAUUUGCUUAAGGCUGUGUUCUGUUGUGAGUACUUACUGCUUACUGGCAGUGUAUAGGGCCGAGCUCAAUGUUCACGACCUAAUACAGCUGUCAGUUUUGUCAGCUGCUGCAACAAUCAACCCUGAGCCCUUUCAACAUAUAGGAUUAGUUGGCAAGCUGGAGACUGGACCACGACUUUUAGUUUUAGAAUUCCAAAGCUGUACAUGCAUCCUGGUUCAGCAUCAACAUAUGUUCAUAUUGUGGUCCACACUGUGUUAAGAUUUCCUCAGUGCUUGAAAUGUUAUUCAGCCAAGUCACCACUUCAGCAGCCUGUGCUCUUUAAUUGUAUUGCCUUGAAAAGAAUUGGUUCUGUGUAAUAAUGCAGCUACUUGCUUUAAAUUAUAGCAUGACGAUUAAAAAGAUGCAUAUACAACAGUGGUUAAGUUAAAUCAGUUUUUCCAUAUUGCGGCCGUGAAUUUCAUUUGUAUAGGGAAACUGGGAAAAGUAGGUGUCUGGAACACCUAAAAAACCCUUAAGGUUCUUU
This is a messenger RNA of Zootoca vivipara (common lizard), 2080 nucleotides long. RefSeq names its product cysteine and histidine rich domain containing 1 (gene CHORDC1). Lineage: Eukaryota; Metazoa; Chordata; Lepidosauria; Squamata; Lacertidae. The record is from RefSeq and is a predicted model, not a curated record.